AUGAGCAUCAUGGAAGUGACUAAAUGCAUGUUCUUCAUGGAUGAUCCUGAACCUAAAGUGACCUGGGAUGCCGUGACCUAUAAUGAUGUGCACAUCAACUUCACUAAGGAGGAGUGGGCAUUGCUGGAUCUUUCACAGAAGAAUAUCUACAAAGAUAUGAUGCUGGAGACAUAUAUGAACCUCACUACUAUAGGAUACAAUUGGGGAAAUCUUGAAGUUGAAGAACAUUGUCAAAGCUUUCAAAGACAUGAAAGACCUGAAAGAAGUCAAACUGGAGAGAAACCAUAUGAAUUUAAUCAAUGUGGUAAAGCCUUUUCUCAUCAUACCUCUGCUCAAAACAGUGUUCUUCAAAGGCAUGAAAGAACACACACUGGAGAGAAACCCUAUGAGUGUAAACAGUGUGAUAAAUCCUUUGCACAUAACAGACAUCUUCAAAGGCAUAAAAGAACACAUACUGAAGAGAAACCCUAUGAAUGCAAUCACUGUGGUAAAGCCUUUGCAGAUCAUAGUCACCUUCAAAGGCAUGAAAGAACACAUACUGGAGAGAAACCCUAUGAAUGCAAUCACUGUGGUAAAGCCUUUGCAGAUCACAGUCACCUUCAAAGGCAUGAAAUAACACACACUGGAGAGAAACCCUAUGAAUGCAAUCACUGUGGUAAAGCCUUUGCAGAUCAUAGUCAUCUUCAAAGGCAUGAAAGAACACAUACUGGAGAGAAACCCUAUGAAUGCAAUCACUGUGGUAAAGCCUUUGCAGAUCACAGUCAUCUUCAAAGGCAUGAUAGAACACAUACUGGAGAGAAACCCUAUGAAUGCAAUCACUGUGGUAAAGCCUUUGCAGCUUACAGUCACCUUCAAAGGCAUGAAAGAACACAUACUGGAGAGAAACCCUAUGAAUGCAAUCACUGUGGUAAAGCCUUUGCAGAUCACAGUCACCUUCAAAGGCAUGAAAUAACACACACUGGAGAGAAACCCUAUGAAUGUAAACAGUGUGAUAAAUCCUUUGCACAUAACAGAUAUCUUAAAAGGCAUAAAAGAAUACAUACUGGAGAGAAACCCUAUGAAUGCAAUCACUGUGGUAAAGCCUUUGCAGAUCACAGUCACCUUCAAAGGCAUGAAAUAACACACACUGGAGAGAAACCCUAUGAAUGUAAACAGUGUGAUAAAUCCUUUGCACAUAACAGACAUCUUCAAAGGCAUAAAAGAAUACAUACUGGAGAGAAACCCUAUGAAUGCAAUCACUGUGGUAAAGCCUUUGCAGAUCAUAGUCACCUUCAAAGGCAUGAAAGAACACAUACUGGAGAGAAACCCUAUGAAUGCAAUCACUGUGGUAAAGCCUUUGCAGCUUACAGUCACCUUCAAAAGCAUGAAAGAACACAUACUGGAAAGAAACUCUAUGAAUGUAAUCUGUGUGGUAAAGCCUUUGCAGAUCACAGUAAUUUUAAAACACAUGAAAUAACACAUACUGGAAAGAAACCCUAUGAAUGUAAUCUGUGUAAUAAAGCCUUUGCAUAUCACAGUUAUCUUCAAAUACAUAAAAGGAGACAUACAGGAGAGAAACCCUAUAAAUGUAAACAAUGUGUUAAAGCCUUUGCACAACACAGGUAUCUUCCAAGCCAUAAAAGAACACAUACUGGAGAGAAACCCUAUGAAUGUAAUCAAUGUAGUAAAGCCUAUGAACAUCAAAGUCAUCUUCAAAGACAUGUAAAAAUACAUACUGGAGAGAAACUCUAUGAA
This is a messenger RNA of Peromyscus eremicus (cactus mouse), 1734 nucleotides long. RefSeq names its product zinc finger protein 431-like. Gene Ontology annotation, biological process: regulation of immune system process; negative regulation of transcription by RNA polymerase II; regulation of cytokine production. The annotation marks the transcript as partial. NCBI's taxonomy places the organism in Eukaryota, Metazoa, Chordata, Mammalia, Rodentia, Cricetidae. The record is from RefSeq and is a predicted model, not a curated record. The transcript is spliced from 5 exons.